This is a messenger RNA of Stegostoma tigrinum, 5601 nucleotides long. RefSeq names its product pregnancy zone protein-like. The coding region runs from base 402 to 1037 and encodes 211 amino acids. Gene Ontology annotation, biological process: complement activation. The record is from RefSeq and is a predicted model, not a curated record. NCBI's taxonomy places the organism in Eukaryota, Metazoa, Chordata, Chondrichthyes, Orectolobiformes, Stegostomatidae. The transcript is spliced from 10 exons.
GUAUAUUUAUGUAUAUACAUGCACAUGCGUAAUCUGAAAAGAAAAAUGACGAGAAAUCACUUGUUGCAAGAACCAUACAAUUAGACUAUUUUGAUGAGGAAUUCAAAGAUUACGAGUCCCAUCCAUUUGACUCACAGUUUGGUACCAUGGGUUGGUACGAUCUUCGUUCGAGAAGGAAAAGGGAUUUUCCAGAUACAGAAAAUCGUCAAACCAUUUACGACAAAGUCCGUUUCUGGGUGGAGUUAGUGGAACCGAAAAAGAUGUCUCCCUCACAGUGUUUGUGACAAAAGAAUUGCAUCGUUCCUUGGCGGCCUUUCAACAGAAGAAUAUUCAGAGAUUUCACGAGUGGUGCCUAUUUUUCCCAAACAAAAGGACCCAUCACUGAGCGGGAAGUAUGGAGAAUGUUACAGACAUCAGUGAUUGUGAUGUUGGUUCCUGGAAAGCCUCCAUUGUUGGAGGACGAGAAGCCGUAUCCAAUUGAAGCAGCACAGGCUUCUGCGAUGACUGUGGAAACCACUGCUUAUGCCUUGCUUCAAGCAUUGUCAAGGAAUGAUAUUGACUAUGCAACACCGAUUGCGAGGUGGCCACCGAUGCAACAGAACUAUGGUGGUGGAUUUCACUCGACGCAGGACACAAUCAUCGCCUUGGAAGCUUCAUCACGAUACUACUUUGCAUUUCUGAAGAGGGAAGAAGAAAUCAAUAUGCAAAUUCAAUUCCAUGGUUUUGGAAGUCCCUUUGAGAACACGAUUCAUUUGCGCCGGCAUAAUGCUCUGACUGAGAAAGAAUUGAAGUACCACGCUGAGUAUUGUUAUCCCGAUAGUUCUUUGGUAUCAGUCCGUGUGUAUUCCUGGGCGAAUGUGCUCGUGUGGUCUCAGGAGUUGUGGAGGUCACGGCUCUGGGACAGCCGUUUCAUGGCCCUAUGCUGCAGGAAAAAAGCAAUGAAAGUGCCGUUAAUUUUUUGCACGGCGAGCUGCUGCAUACUAACCGGUCUCUCACCAUUACCAUCACCUUGCCCUUGUGAAGGCAGAUAUGGAUAAGGUUCUCAAAGCUGAUAGAAGAUUGAAACCACUCUAAUCCUGUGACGAUGAACCUGCCCCGGAAGAGAGAGCCCAGAGAAUUGCCAAAGCUGUCCGCAAACAGUCAACAGAGGUGAAGGAAAAUUGGGAACAACUGAAAAUCCGUGCGAGCAACUGGCAGAAACAGGUGGAAAAGGGCGUUGGAGAAACUUCAAGAACUGCAGAAAGCUCUGGAUGAUCUUGAGGCUCAUGUGAGAACAGCUGAGGGGGUCCACACUGAUUGGCAACCUGUGGGUGACCUGCUUAUUGACGCAUUGCAGGAUCACAUUGAUAAAACCACAGGGAAGGACUAUCUUCAAAAUCUGAGAUUGGGUUUUGAAAGACAGCAGCCUUUGUUUUGGAGAGAUAAUGGGAACUGCAGAUGCUGGAGAAUGCGAGAUAACACCGUGUGGAACUGGAUGAAGACAGCAGGCCAAGCAUCAUCUUCGGAGCAAAAAAGCUGAUGUUUCGGGCCGAAAACCUUCUUCAGAAAAUGGGGAGGGGGUGCGGGUUCUGGAAUAAAUAGGGAGAGAGGGGGAGGCGGGUGGAAGAUGGAUGGAGGAGAAGAUAGGUGGAGAGGAGAGUAUGGGUAGGGAGGCAGGGAGGGGAUAGGUCAGUCUGGGGAGGCCGGACAGGUCAAGGGAGCGGCAUGAGGUGGGAGGGGGGAUGGGUGAGAGGAAGACUAGGUUAGGGAGGCGGGGACGAGCUGGGCUGGUUUUGGGAUGCAGUGGCAGGACAGGAGAUUUGGAAGCUUGUGAAAUCCACACUGAUACCAUUGGGCUGCAGGGUUCCCAAGCAGAAUAUGAGUUGCUGUUCCUGCAACCUUGGGGUGGCGUCAUUAUGGCACUGCAGGAGGCCCAGGUUGGACGUGUCCUCUCAGGAAUGGGAGGGGGAGUUGAAAUGGUUCGUGACUGGGAGGUGCAGUUGUUUCUUGCAAACUGAGCGCAGGUGUUCUGAAAAGCGGUCCCCAAGCCUCUGCAUCGUUACCCCAAUGUAGAGGAAGCCACAACGGGGACAGCGGAUGUUUUGGAUAUUUCUUUAGCAUUGAUUUUCAUUCAGAGUUGGUUCGAUUUUGCUGAAGCAAUAGACAUAACUCACUAUGACGUAGACAAUGUCAGAGUUAAUGUUUCGCGUCCUGUGACCCUUCCUCAGAUCUCACUCUUCACUGAUGCUGCCAGACCUGCUGAGCUUUUCCAGCAACUUCUGCUUUUGUUGCUGAUUUAUAGUGCCCACAGUUCUUUUGUUUUUUACAACACAGACAAAACUUGAUCUCUGCAGGAAGCAUGAUGCUGCAUUCUCCAACUUCCCUGGCCUUUUGUAAUAUAAUACUGUCUUUUUAGGACAGAAGUGGCUUUUUUUUGUUUGUUUUAAUUUCUGCACAUGCUUUCUAUGCAGGUUAAAAGUCUACACCUUUUCAGUUCACUGCAGUGCUGCAUAAUGAAGACUUGGAACAAUUUUUUUAUAUAAAGUGGAAAAUCAGUGUGGUUUGUUUUCCAAAAUGUGAUGUGUAAGUGCAACACUUAACAGUGUGUUCAUCAAACUAUUGUUUCCUUUGAUCUUUGUGUUGCAGAAAUUUCUAGAAUCAUUUCAUAUAUAUUUUUCUUGAUAUAUUUUAGCAGCUUUCCUGGAGCAAGUCUGUUUUCCUUCGGAUGAGACGACUUUCAGACAUACUCCCUUUAUUAUGAGAUAUAAUUGGGGUAAAAUGAGGAUUUUUAUUCACUGAGACACACAUGACUAUAUGUUGAAAGCAUUGGAAAAUGCACUCUGUUAGGACUGUCAUGUUAUCUGGUGUUUGUACCAGGCUUUCCGAUUAAAUGCAAGUGAUUAAGGAUGCUAAUGAUGCCACAUGUUAUUACAAGAGGAAAUGAACAUCCAAGUAAGGAUUUUAUGCCACAUUUAUGCAUAGCAUGGACCACGCAGAAUGGAUGCCGUGACGGAGUGAAGUGGGAUGCAGUGCCUCAGUGAGAUGCUCACAGCGAAUUGCCCCCUCCAUCCUGACCCGCUCACAGCGACUUGCCCCUCCAGUCCAGACCCGCUCUCAGCGACUUGCCCCCUCUGUCCUGACCCGCUCUCAGCGACUUGCCCCCUCUGUCCUGACCCGCUCUCAGCGACUUUCCCCCUCUGUCCUGACCCGCUCUCAGCGACUUUCCCCCUCUGUCCUGACCCGCUCUCAGCGACCUGCCCCUGCAGUCCUGACCCGCUCACAGUGACGAGCCCCUGCAGUCCUGACCCGCUCACAGUGACGAGCCCCUGCAGUCCUGACCUGCUCACAGCGACUUCUCUCUGCAGACCUGACCCACUCAGAGCGAAUUACCCCUGCAGUCCUGACCCGCUCACAGCGACUUGCCCCCUCUCUCCUGACCCGCUUGCAGCGAAUUGUCCCCUCUGUCCUGACCCGCUCGCAGCGACCUGCCCCUGCAGUCCUGACCCACUCACAGCGACUUCUCUCUGCAGUCCUGACCCGCUCUCUGCGACACGCCCCUUCAGUCCUGUCCCAAUCACAGGGACUUGCCCUCUCCGACCUCACUCACUCACAGCGACUUGCCCACCUCAGUCUUGACCCGCUCACAGCCGUCUCCCCCCUCUGUCCUGACCCCCUCACAGCAACCUACCCCUCCUUGCUGACCCGCUCACAGUGACUUGCCCCUGCAGUCCUGACCCCCCUCACAGUGACCUGCCCCCUCACUCCUGACCCGCUCUGCAUUGAGGAAACCAAGCGGAGGCUUGGGGACCGCUUUGCAGAACACCUCCGCUCGGUUCGCAACAAACAACUGCACCUCCCAGUCGCGAACCAUUUUAACUCCCCCUCCCAUUCCUUAGACGACAUGCCCAUCAUGGGCCUCCUGCAGUGCCACACUAAUGCCACCCGAAGGUUGCAAGGACAGCAACUCCUCAUCCGCUUGUGAACUCUGCAACCCAAUGGUAUCAAUGUGGACUUGACAAGCUUCAAAAUCUCCCCCUCCCCAACUGCAUCCCAAAACCAGCCCAGUUCUUCCCCUCCCGCUACUGCAUCACAAAACCAGCCCAGCCUGUCUCCGCCUCCCUAACCUGUUGUUCCUCUCACCCAUCCCUUCCUCCCACCUCAAGCCACACCUCCAUUUCCUACCUCCCACCUCAUCCUGCCUCCUUGACUUGUCCGUCUUUCCUGGACUGACCUAUCCCCUCCCUCCCUCCUCACCUGUACUGUCCUCUCUACCUAUCUUGUUUUCUCUCCAUCUUUGGUCCGCAUCCCCCCCUCUCCCUAUUUAUUCCACUUCCCUCUCCCAUCCCCCUCUCUGAUGAAGGGUCUAGGCCUGAAAUGUCAGCUUUUGUGCUCCUGAGAUGCUGCUUGGCCUGCUGUGUUCAUCCAGCUCCACACUUGGUUAUUUUGGAUUCUCCAGCAUCUGCCAUUAUCAGUGGCCUUUCCUCUUUGUCAAAGUUUGUGCAAAAGCAACACGAUAUGGGGCGGCACGGUGGCUCAGUGGUUCGCACUGCAGCUUCACAGCACUGGAGGCUCAGGUUCAAUUCCAGCCUCAGGCAACUGUUUGUGUGGAAUUUGCACCUUGUCCCUGUGUCUGUGUGGGUUUCCUCCAGGUGCUCCGGUCUCCUCCCACAGUCCAAAGAGGUGCACGCUAGGUGGAUUGGCCAUGCUAAAUUGCCCAUAGUGUUCAGGGGCAUGGGUCUGGGUGGGAUGCUCCAAGGUUUGGUGUGCACUUGUUGGGCCAAAGGGCCUGUUUCCACACUGUAGGGAAUCUAAACAAUCCUGUUCCAACAUCUCCAUGUUAUAACCCUGCUGAUCACUGCACACAGAGAUGUUUGUUAACAAAAGGAUAACAAUAAUAUUCAAACCCAGUGCUGGAGAUGUAUUUUAAAUACACUGAGGCCAGUGUCGAUCUCCAAUUCAACUUGUAUUUACAAAUGAACUGUCUUCAACUUUAGCACUGCCUCAUUCAGAGAUAGUUGCCAGGGUGUCAGCAUCUCUGACCCUCACACGACUUAUCUGUCAGCCAGGGCUCCCUGAUUUGGGCUAUUAAUAUGGACCAAUCAGGCAACUCAUAUUCUGUGAUGUUCAACUGGCCGACCUGGUCACAAACCAGUGCGGUGUGUUCGUCGAAAAUCAAACAUGUACUCGAAAGGUACCAUUACAUACCAGUGCAAAGGAAGGCAUGAGGCUAAACUGGGGAGGGAAGGGAACUGCUUACUGGGGGUGGCCCAGAGAGUGGAAGAAAAUCGAAUGGGAAGAAGACCAUUUGAGACUGAGGGAGAGAGAUGUAAUUGCCUGAAUGAGGCAUUCCAAUUGCGAAAUGGAUUUUUGUGUGUACACCAUGUUCAGUUUCCCCGAUCUUAAUCUGUACUCCUCUUUAAAUCAUUAGUAUCUGAAAUUUCUGUAUCAUUUCCAAAUGCUCUGUCUCUAAUGUUAUGCUGUUGGAAUUGGUUGAACUGCAGAGAUAUCAUUUAUUUGCACAAAUGUGUUCAGUGAAAUGAGUUGCAUGCUAUAUAUGUAUUAUUCUUCCUGAUUCUAUUAUACGCAUACAAAUUAAAGUUAGUUCCACUUUUGAACAACAAA